Staurois parvus is the source of this 504-nucleotide messenger RNA. The record is from the annotation of a GenBank genome assembly. NCBI's taxonomy places the organism in Eukaryota, Metazoa, Chordata, Amphibia, Anura, Ranidae.
GUGGGCACCGAGUCACCAGGCACAACAGUGGACUCUGAGUCAAUUGGCACGACAGCGGGCACCGGGGUCAUCUGGCGCUGGAUCGUCUGGCUCGACAGCGGGCAUCGGGUCACCAGGCAUGACAGCAGGCACUGGGUCAUCAGGUACCGGAUCGUCUGGAUCGACAGCGGGCACCGGGUCAUCUGGCGCUGGAUCGUCUGGCUCGACAGCGGGCAUCGGGUCACCAGGCAUGACAGCGGGCACUGGGUCAUCAGGCAUUGGAUCAUCUGGCUCGACAGCGGGCAUCGGGUCACCAGGUAUGACCGCGGGCACUGGGUCAUCAGGCAUUGGAUCGUCUGGCUCGACAGCGGGCAUCGGGUCACCAGGCAUGACAGUGGGCACCGGGUCAUCAGGUACCGGAUCGUCUGGCUCGACAGCGGGCACUGGGUCAUCAGGCGUGAUAGGAUCAUCAGGCUGGAUCAGCUGGGUACAGACAUCAGGCUGAAGUGCGGGUGCCGAGGCACC